AUGUCGGCCGAUAAUUUCGUCGCGCCCGGUCAGCAGCGCUACCUCCGCGCCUGCAUGGUCUGCUCCAUCGUCAUGACCUACUCUCGCUUCCGCGACGAAGGCUGCCCCAACUGCGAAGACUUCCUCCACAUGGCCGGCUCCCAGGACCAGAUCGAGAGCUGCACGUCCCAGGUAUUCGAGGGCCUCAUCACCCUCUCGAAUCCGAAGCGCUCCUGGGUGGCAAAGUGGCAGCGCUUGGAUAACUACGUGAGGGGCGUCUACGCGAUCAAGGUCUCCGGUCAGCUGCCCGACGAGAUUCGCAACACGCUCGAGGAGGAGUAUAGGAUACACUACAUUCCGCGCGACGGAACAGAGACGGAGGUUGAUGCUUGA
This is a messenger RNA of Colletotrichum fioriniae, 372 nucleotides long. RefSeq names its product transcription elongation factor spt4 (gene SPT4). Gene Ontology annotation, biological process: transcription elongation-coupled chromatin remodeling; regulation of transcription elongation by RNA polymerase II. Gene Ontology annotation, cellular component: DSIF complex; nucleus. The record is from RefSeq and is a predicted model, not a curated record. NCBI's taxonomy places the organism in Eukaryota, Fungi, Ascomycota, Sordariomycetes, Glomerellales, Glomerellaceae. Gene Ontology annotation, molecular function: zinc ion binding; RNA polymerase II complex binding.